Archocentrus centrarchus (flier cichlid) is the source of this 3608-nucleotide messenger RNA. Its product is annotated as S-adenosylmethionine synthase. Gene Ontology annotation, molecular function: ATP binding; methionine adenosyltransferase activity. The record is from RefSeq and is a predicted model, not a curated record. The coding region runs from base 99 to 1280 and encodes 393 amino acids. NCBI's taxonomy places the organism in Eukaryota, Metazoa, Chordata, Actinopteri, Cichliformes, Cichlidae. The transcript is spliced from 9 exons. Gene Ontology annotation, biological process: S-adenosylmethionine biosynthetic process.
GGCUGCACGGCCUCAGGACUGUGACAUUAGAUUUCAUCCAGCCUGUGUGUGUCUCUGAGACAGAAAAAAGCUCCGGCCAUCUCUGCACAGCUCUCACAAUGAACAGUGCAAUGAAUGGGAAUGAAGAGCACGCUCUUCAUGACUUCAUGUUCACCUCUGAGUCUGUGGGAGAGGGACAUCCUGAUAAGAUAUGUGACCAGAUCAGUGAUGCUGUGUUGGAUGCUCACCUGAGCCAAGACCCUGACGCUAAGGUGGCUUGUGAGACGGUGUGUAAGACGGGGAUGGUGCUGCUCUGUGGGGAGAUCACGUCUCGAGCCAGCGUGGACUACCACAGGGUGGUGAGAGAAGUCAUCCAACAUAUCGGUUAUGAUGACUCGCAAAAAGGAUUUGAUUAUAAGACUUGUAAUGUGCUGGUAGCCCUGGAGCAGCAGUCACCUGACAUCGCUCAGGGAGUUCAUAUCGAUCGCACAGAGAGCGACAUAGGAGCAGGAGACCAGGGUCUGAUGUUUGGAUAUGCCACAGAUGAGACAGAGGAGUGCAUGCCCCUCACCAUAGUCCUUGCCCACAAACUCAAUGCUAAGAUGGCUGAACUGAGACGAACUGGGAUGGUCCCCUGGCUCCGCCCAGACUCCAAGACACAGGUGACAGUUCAUUACACACAGGAAGGGGGCGCUGUGGUCCCCAAAAGAGUGCACACUGUGGUGAUCUCCGUGCAGCACGAUGAUAAUGUGAGCCUGGAGGAGCAGAAGAAGGUCCUGAAGGAGAAGGUCAUCAAAGCUGUGGUGCCUUCACGGUACCUGGAUGAAGACACCAUCUAUCACCUGCAGCCCAGCGGACGCUUUGUGAUCGGCGGGCCGCAGGGUGAUGCAGGAGUGACAGGCAGGAAGAUCAUCGUUGACACAUAUGGUGGUUGGGGGGCCCAUGGGGGUGGAGCUUUCUCUGGGAAGGACUACACCAAGGUGGACCGUUCUGCUGCUUACGCUGCCCGCUGGGUGGCAAAAUCUCUGGUGAAAGCUCAGCUGUGCAGGAGGGUGCUGGUGCAGGUGGCGUAUGCGAUCGGAGUGGCCCACCCCCUCUCCAUCUCCCUGUUCACCUACGGCUCCUCUCCAAAGACCGAGAAGGAGCUGCUGCAGAUUGUCAAUAAAAACUUUGACCUCAGACCUGGAGUCAUAGUCAGAGACCUGGACCUUAAGAGACCGAUCUACCAGAAGACGGCAUGCUACGGACACUUUGGCAGGAAGGAGUUCCCCUGGGAGGUCCCGAAGAACCUCAAUUACUAGUGUGUGUAUGAGAGAGUGUGACUGACUCAGAAACAGCUGUCUUAAUGUAACCCAGUAAGAGUGAGGCAGCUGCCAGUGGUCAGGGGCGGCAGAAGGGUGGGGUUACACAGUCCUUCCUCAUUGGUCUGAGUCAGAGGUGUGUUUGGGCUGGAGGCGUUUCAGCUCUUUAUGGCAUAGCCCCUAAAUAGCAGCCUGAAAUAUGAGAGAUUUUUACACGUUACCACAAAAAAAAAAAAAAACAGUAAAAAAUGAGUGGAUGACCAAAUUUGAAAGGAGAAUAACCUGAAUCACUGUGAUGUCUUUGGACCUUCAGUGUGUUCUCAUAGAGCUGGUGGAGCUUCUGCAUGACUUUUCAUUUUUCUCAGUCACUUUGGCCCAAAUCUUAAACUCCAUAUUCCAGGGAAAUCUUUCACAAACUGACGCAGACACUUUUUCAUGAUCAUUUCAGUGAAAACCUUUUUGAAACCUUUUUGAAUGAUCUUGACACGUACAACAAGUUUCACUUAAAUAAAAAGGAAAUAAACAUGUCUACCAAAGAGCUUUGAUGGCAUGGAAGUGGGCACAAAGUGCCUUCAAGACAGCGAGAAGGGCAUCACAGUCUGAGUUUGUCCAAAUUGACUCAGAACUUCUUUAUACCACAUAUAAAGAAGCGCUGUAGGUGCAGGUGCUCCUCACUGCUUAUCUUUCAACUCUAAGAAGCUGCUGCUUGGCUGUGGCGUCCAUCACUUGGAAAACAUAGAAAUCAUUUUGAUGAGAAUUUGUGCCCAAAGUGUCAGAAGUGCCACAAUUUCCUGUGGUUCCCUGUAGGUCAUGCAUGCCGAGAUGCAGGCUGAUGGUCCUUGGAUCUCGGACCCAGUCUUUAGUUUCCUCGUGAAUCUUUAGUUUUUAUAAUACACAGUUUGGUAUUUUUCUUAUUUUAGUCUUUCUUUAUAUUCUCAGGUUUUGGUUUCAUGCUUUCGGUGUGCUGUAGUACCUGCUUUAGUCUCCAUCUCUCUGUCUUUGUAUCAGGUUAGUUGUGAUUUCCCCGUUCCUCUGGCGCCCCUCCUGGUUUAUGUGGGUAAUGUUUUUGUUUCUAUAUCUCGUCUAAGUUUACUUCCUGUGUCUCGUUAUCCCUGAUUUGUGUCUCCCACCUAUUUGCCCCUCACAUCAUUGUCUUGUGUAUAUUUACACCUCAGUUCUCCCCUUUGUCACGUCCUCCCUCAAUGCCGUGUUUCCUGAGAUUCCUAGUUUGAAUUCCUGGCUCCAGCUCUACUGUUUGCUUUGUAUUUUUGCAUUAUAAAAGAUUUCAGCAUUAAAACUUUUCUUUGAGUUCAUGUUCUGUCUCCUGAUUCCUGCAUGUCGGGUCCUGCCUGCCCCACAGCUGCACGAGAGUCCACCUCUUCUGUUCUUUGCUGUGUAAAGUUUAUUCUUUCUGUGUGUUUACUGCAGCUGUAGUUUGGUAAACAUGUAACUGUCAGUUUAUGGAGAGUAAUACACAGCAGCAGGUAGUUCACCUCAGAAAACUGUAUUCAUGAGUAAUAGUGUGGGGUAGAAGCAGCCCUCUGCAGGUAUCUGUGAUGCUUUGCUGCUGUUUUUGGUGCUGAGAGAAAAACUGCCACAACCUGAAGCUUUUCACCAUCCUGCUGUUUGUACUUUGAGGAGUUUAUCCAGUAUUUUCUAUGCCUGGAGUUUGACUUCAGUGCGAAAUCAAACCUACUCCAUACCCAGCACCUGUUUCAGUUUUUCUCUGAGGUCCAACAGUCACAAAGCAAACACAGAUAUGAUCUCACAGCCCAGUGUUUUAAAAAUUACAUCAAAGAAAACCAGUGUUUCUUUUGCUGCAUGCAAUUUAAAAUUUACCCUUCAUGUGUUCAUGUGUGAUAUGGCUGCAGACAUUAAAGGUGCUCUCUGUGUUUCAAUUUUUAAUAAGUAAAUCAAAGUAAAUAUAUUUCUAAUAUGAAGUUUUUAUCAGGUUUUAUGCAAAUAGAUAUAAAAUUCCGUUUUUAAUUAAAGAUGACCAAAGAUCAAAUAAAAAUGUCCCACAGAGGCUUCACAUGUUACUCUUAAAGUGUAAAACUGGAUUUGUUUUGUUUGCAGUGUACAUACCAGAAGUUAUGCUGGAUUGUUGUAGUUCUUCACUUUUCAGUUUAGUGUUUUUCUCAGAGAGGAUUGCAGUGUCUUUGUUUGGCCACCAUGUGGCGCCAGAGGAGCUCCAGUGCAUGCUGGUUUGAGCUCUGCUGGAGGGUGGAUCACAGGUCUAACCUCAGGUCACAGGAUAUGAUUUUCAUCCUCUGCAGAGGAGCAGCUUCACCCAGGAAGUGAACCAUCAUGAUAAAAAUGCAGAAAUAU